Lytechinus pictus (painted urchin) is the source of this 3467-nucleotide messenger RNA. Its product is annotated as casein kinase I-like. Gene Ontology annotation, cellular component: nucleus; cytoplasm. Lineage: Eukaryota; Metazoa; Echinodermata; Echinoidea; Temnopleuroida; Toxopneustidae. The coding region runs from base 44 to 415 and encodes 123 amino acids. Gene Ontology annotation, molecular function: protein serine/threonine kinase activity. Gene Ontology annotation, biological process: peptidyl-serine phosphorylation; negative regulation of canonical Wnt signaling pathway; signal transduction. The record is from RefSeq and is a predicted model, not a curated record. The transcript has 2 exons.
UUUCAGUCGGAGGGAUGACUUGGAAUCACUUGGGUACGUGUUGAUGUACUUUAACAGAACAAGUUUGCCAUGGCAAGGAAUGAAGGCAAUGACAAAGAAACAGAAAUAUGAAAAGAUCAGUGAGAAAAAGAUGUCAACGCCAGUUGAAGUACUCUGCAAGGGAUUCCCAGCAGAAUUUGCCAUGUACCUCAACUUUGCCCGCGGCCUGCGUUUCGACGAGAACCCCGACUACGUGUACCUGCGGCAACUGUUCCGCAUCCUGUUCCGUACCCUCAAUCACCAGUACGACUUUACCUUUGACUGGACGCUACUCAAACAGAAGGUCUCCCAGCAAUCGGCGCAGACCAGCGUCUCUAACGGUGUCAAUCCAGGCACGGCCAAACACUCUGAGAGCAGGAGUAAAAGCAAGCGCUGAGCAAUACACCUAUCUUGCAACUCUGGCUUAUUGAAACUUGAGCGUAUCCCCUGCCCCGCAGAAUUGGACAUGGCUAUUUCUGAAUAAACAGUGACCUCUCAUCGUAUGGAAGCAUGGACAAGCAGCAGUCUUGAUGAAUAGUAAUUGCGAAAGAAACAAUGAUGCUAAUAACCAAAGCCCAUUGCUAUCUACUGAACAAAGAUCAAUGAGCUUUUAGGACAAUGAGGAAUUGCCAUGCUACAUUGUAUAAGCACAUCAAGACAAAGAAGACAAAUACUGUCACAUAGUAACAGUAACAUUGUAGAGCAAUCUCUGCUAUAUGAAUGAAUGUAUGAUAAUAUUACAGAAGAAUGUGAUUGAACUUAUGUGGGUAAAUCACUGCAGGGGACGAUGCUAUUAUUGAUAUUUACAUGAAAGGUAAAGAGCAAGUUAAAGAAAUCUGUUGUAUGCAGUCAUAUUUGUCUGCAGUUUAUGUUUUUGCAUCCUACAUGUACCUUUCUAUUAAUCACACUUAUAUUGUUCAAUCUCUAUUGUUCAAUCUCAAUGUUUCAAUUUUGUUUAGCUGUCAAAAUGUUAUUUGUUCAAUCAGAUAUUUUAAGACACUAUGAUUGUGAAGUUUAUGAUGAUAAUUUUGUGUACAUGAUACUGAUCUAGGUUGCAGAGAGUUCGGAAGUUCUUGUGAAGGACUUCAAAAUGGUCUCUGCCCAUUAAGUUUUAGAAAAAUUUGAUUUUAUAAGCAGGGACAGUUUUGCAGUAUCCCCCCAAGAAACCCAAACGUUUCAUGUUUUCAAGAAUAUCACAAUAUAUAUCAUUUUAUGCAGAAUCAUCUAGUAUAAACAGAUUCAUAGCUCAGUCAUUUGUAUAAAUAUAAACUAAGAUUCUAUUUGUGAAUUUACAAAACAAUAACAUCCUUUCAUUUGGUGACCAAAUUCGGCUUUGGCCAGAAAUAAUUCACAUGAAAGUUGUUGCCAACGGUAUGUUUAUAAAUGUAUGCAGAUCCAAUCUUUUUGUCAGGAUAUGUGUGGAAAGACAUUUGUAUUGUAAAUAGAAGUGGAUUUUAUGUCGAACUAUCCUGACGAGGAGAAUUAUUUUUUUUCUUUUAUUUUUAAAAAUCAUUUUCCCACUAUUCAAUGUAUUGCAUGUCAAUGUUGUCUUUUGUGAUAUCCUAAUUGUACAUACUGUAAUUGUAGAUUAUAUGUGGACAAAGUAAAGAGAAUACACAUCCAAAAUAUAUGCACUGACAUGCAAUACAUAGUUAUAUCAGCUUGUUGUAUGUAAACGUACAUGAAUUCAAUGUUUACUUGUGCACUUCUUAUGGAACUGAAACUAAAGGAUUUGUACAGGUUUGACUAAGUGAGUUGAAAUGAGAUAGUUUGGUUGGGCAAUUACACCUGUGAUGUAUAGUGAGACAGAAUGAUCAUAAUAGAUACAUACCAAGAGUAGUUGAGCCUUUUUAAUAUUCUUCUGUCCUGCCUCCUUUUAAUAGAUAAUUACUAGAUUUCUCCUGCCAAACAAGGUUUUCACAAGGAACCAUUUGAUUACAAGUUUCAUACAAACUUCAGAUUCAAAGAGAAUUGAUCAGUCGCAUUUUUAAUUUGAAAACCUGUAUAAUCAAAAUAAUGCUAGACUGACAUUUGUAACAUGAAUUAACAUUUAAACCUUGCCCUUUUUCAUACAACUUAUGAUCAAAGAGAGAUGCAAGAAUUCAAGUCUGAAUUUGCCAUCCACUAGUCAUAUGGCUCUUAUUUUUGUACUUCAUAUAACAAUAUAAAGAUAACUUUGAUUUGAUAUUGAUGACAAGUUUGGUGUAAUGGAUCCCAGGUGGACCAGAGUUUGUUUGUGUGGAGUUAUAUCAUAGAGAUUAAAACCAAGAUAUUGAUAGCACAUAUUCAAAUUAAAUUAAGAUUAGUUGAAGAACCAAGAGGUUCUGUGAAUCUUUGUUUAUUUUGGUGUGCUUGAUGAAUCGCUCAUGAAUAUGCCAAAUCUGUUUUUUUUUUUUAAAGCAUACUCUUUGCCACUUGAAAAUUUGAAUCGUUGAUCAUAUCUGAACAGGGGAUUGUGAAAUGUUGGGUUCAUAAGUCGUUAAAACUAUCACAAGACAUUGUCUUAGCUAGACUAAUUGCUUAUGUUUUGGUCUAGGUGAGAGAAGAUAUCCAUUCAUUUAAUCCCUGUUUGCCUUGUAUGUAUUAUAUUACCUGUAUACAGACAACUCUUGGGCAGGUGGAAAAAAGGGUUUGUAUGAAACUACUAUCUCAUGGAGAAAAUUCAUGUGGUUUAAUAUGAGAUCAAAUGGAGAUUUUCAUUUAAAACAUAGUUAAUAAACUAGACAUUUUAGACCUUUUAUUUUAAACCUUAUUCUUUUGUUUGCAUCAUUUUUAUCAUCAUCAGUAGUUAUGUUCUCCUUCACAUAUUUGACUUAUAAUGCCUUCCUAUGUAUAUGUGCUUAAAUGUUUCAAUUUUACACAGAUGUUUUUGUUUCAUUUGUUAUAUUUCUUAUCGUAUUGUACAAGUCAUUUUUAUUUGAGUAGUCCAUAGAAGUCGUCACAGUUCCUCUGCCCAUCUUUAUCAAUGUAUAGUAGGAUAUAGAGACAUCCACGGAUGACAUGUUAUCCUAUUAAUUCUACUUCUCAAGCAUGUAAUUUAAAUAUUUAUUUGUACUCUUUGUGUAUAUUUUUCAAUAUAAUUCCUGAUGGGAUUUGAGCCUUCGUAAUUGCAGAGUAAACUUGGCUUAAUCUCUGUUGGAACGGAUGUGUAACUCAAAUUUGAUACUGUCAUUGUCCAUGUGUCAUUUAUAUUAUGUACAUCUACAGUUCUCUCUUAUACUCCUUGUACAGAGUAAAAUAAUGAAAUGAAGUUUGGUAUUGAUUUCCCAGUCUUUUUUUUAGGCUUGGUUUAUUACCCCCAAGUCAACUGUUAUGUAUGUAAUCGUUGGAGUCAGAGAUGAGGGAAAUGUGCACUAUCAUGGUGCGUUUGUUGUACAGCAUACUGUGACUGUUAUUGGUACAGUAAAUAAAGAGAAUUAGGCAUUAACUGCUGUGAUGUACAUUGACAA